AUGAAUGCCAAGACCACCGCAGCCAAUCCCGCCUCCGCGACUGAGACAACAGCCUACCUCAAACUUGUCAGCCUCGCCAUUCUCCCCUUCAUCGUGACAUACAUCCUCACCUCCUUCGGCAACAAGGGAUAUCAGCAUGGCCAAAGCGCACGAGAGCCCCCGAGGGUUCCGUACUGGAUUCCUUAUGUAGGAAACACAAUUGGCUUCGCUUUUUACACUGAGGGCUUCUUAUCGUCUAUUCUAUCCAAAUUCGGAAAUGUCCCGCUACGUAUCUUUGUCGGCGCAGAGGACAUGUACUUUAUUCCUCAUGGCCAGCCUAUCAUCGAGCUCUUCAAGGCGUCGCGACAUUUGACCACCAAAUCUCUUGGUGUCAUGACUGUUCGAGAUGCGUUUGGCUUGCCCGAGUGUGAUAUGCCGAUUUAUGUUGAUGACGAUUCUCAGUUUGGACAUGUUGACCCGCUGAAGAGGUUUGACUUUGUUCAGCAUCGUGAUUUGCAUGCUCUUUUGACAGGAGGGCCAUUGAAUUCGAUGACUGCAAAGUUUGUCGAGGUUUACUCUGAUAUUAUUGAGAAAGACACCAGGUUGAGUGAGAAUGAGUGGACUGAGGUCGAUGAUCUUUACGAGUGGCUUAAGAACAAUCUCUUCCGCGCUGCAGUAACUGCUCUGUGCGGCGACAAAUUUCUCGAAAUCUCACCAAGCUUCCUUGAAGACUUCUGGUUGUUUGACUAUCGUCUGCCCAGCCUAUUCAAGCGCAUGCCCAGGUGGCUUGUUCCGGGAAGUUAUGCAGCCAGAGACAAGUGCGUCGAGAGCGUGCUGAAGUACCAUGAACAUGGAAACAAGCUAUUUGACUUUACUGAUGAAGACGGCGUUAUCAAGAUGGAUUGGACACCAGAGUUUGGAACGAAAUUGAUGAGCGCUAGACAAAAGAUGUUCCAGAGCGUUGGGUUGACCCCGCGAGGUGGCGCUGCUCUUGACCUGGGGCUAAUGUGGGCGGUCAAUGCUAAUGCCAUUCCCGCCGGCAUGUGGAUCCUCCUUGAUAUCCUCCUCGACAAGGACCUGAAGGACAGAGUAAUGUCCGAGAUGCAGCCCUCAUUCAUCGACAAGUCUCUAUCCUUCGAUAUCGAAAAGCUCUGCUCCGGCCCCUUGAUCAAUUCUAUCUAUCUCGAGACAUUACGUCUUCGCGUUGCUUCACCCGUUGGUCGAACUUCUAUCAUCCCCAAUCUCAAAUUCGGCAAGUGGCAGCUGAAGCAGGGCGUCGGCAUGCUCUCCUCAUCAUGGGCUGGCGGCCACGAUCCCGACUUUUGGAACACUGGACAUGUACAACCUGGUGGAAUUGAAGAGCAUCCUGUCGAAUCGUUCUGGGCAGAGCGGUUCCUCAUCUACGAGAAUGAUCCAACCAGCGGCCCCGUUCGUCCAACCGCUGCCGCCGAAAAGCCUACAAAGCAAACCUCAGAGGAGGACCGUAAAGCACGGCCUACUAUUGAUGGAACGCUGGGAUAUUGGUAUCCUUACGGUGGUGGAACAAAAAUGUGUCCUGGUCGAUUCUUCGCCAAACAGGAACUCAUGGCUGCCGUAGCUGUUGCUCUACGUGCGUUUGACAUUGAACUUGUUGACCCCGAAGCGGCGAGUAAGGUCAGGCCGAACAUGGAUUACUUUCCGUUUGGAACUAUCCCGCCCAAGGGAAAGGUCGCGGCUCGGAUUAGGAGGCGAAAGCUCUAA
Molecule: messenger RNA, 1719 nt
Organism: Fusarium musae
Lineage: Eukaryota; Fungi; Ascomycota; Sordariomycetes; Hypocreales; Nectriaceae
Exons: 3
Coding region: 1-1719 (572 amino acids)
Molecular function (GO): iron ion binding; steroid hydroxylase activity; oxidoreductase activity, acting on paired donors, with incorporation or reduction of molecular oxygen
Source: RefSeq, a predicted model, not a curated record